Molecule: messenger RNA, 591 nt
Organism: Aspergillus pseudonomiae
Lineage: Eukaryota; Fungi; Ascomycota; Eurotiomycetes; Eurotiales; Aspergillaceae
Exons: 1
Source: RefSeq, a predicted model, not a curated record
CUUUACUAAUGCCUGCCGUUGCUAACUAUCGGUUGGCAGAUGCUAUAGUCGACGGCUGUCCACCCCCUUACCCACCCCAUCAAGGCCUCACUUAUAGACCAGAAACCAGCAAGGAAAUUUGCAAAACCAGUGGACAUGCAAUCAUGGAUUCGUUUCAACGAAGGAUUGGUAUCUUCAGCUGUCUUAUGAGCACGACCAAAAGUCCGCAGAUUAACUAUCCUUAUGCAGCAGAAGCCGAGGGACGGGAGGUUAUCAGAUUGAUUUCCAAAUUAAUCUGAUCAUUAGGGCUAAGGUAUGGUCCUCACGUGACUGUACACUUUUACGCUCCCACGUCUACACUGCUUUUCGGCCAAAGUAAUGCAGACCUGGGAAGAGCCCAGGAUUGAGUCAUCGUGGUUGGAUCGUUCUGCAUGGUUACAACCGCUCUUCAGUGGAAUUACUGGUAGGGAUCUCUGUUGAACCGUUUCUGACUCAGUUAUCCUGGCUAUCUUAAUUCCUGCCAGGGUCAUCACAAUGGUUGGGGCUCUAUCAAGGAAAAUUGGAGACGCUAACUUGACAUGGUGAAUCCGGGCGAUUCCUCCGCGGUGAUCC